Musca vetustissima is the source of this 1615-nucleotide messenger RNA. RefSeq names its product polypyrimidine tract-binding protein 1 (gene heph). The transcript has 9 exons. Gene Ontology annotation, biological process: mRNA processing; regulation of RNA splicing. Gene Ontology annotation, cellular component: nucleus. Gene Ontology annotation, molecular function: mRNA binding. The coding region runs from base 133 to 1614 and encodes 493 amino acids. NCBI's taxonomy places the organism in Eukaryota, Metazoa, Arthropoda, Insecta, Diptera, Muscidae. The record is from RefSeq and is a predicted model, not a curated record.
CCCUCAAAAGUAAUACAUUUGCGCAACAUUCCCAAUGAAUCGAGUGAUGCCGAUGUCAUUGCCUUGGGUGUACCAUUCGGUCGCGUUACAAAUGUCCUGGUGCUAAAGGGUAAAAAUCAAGCUUUCUUAGAAAUGGCCGAUGAAGUAUCGGCCACCUCAAUGGUAUCGUGCUAUAAUGUUAAUCCACCACAAAUGCGCGGACGCAUGGUCUAUGUACAAUUUUCAAAUCAUCGUGAAUUGAAGACAGAUCAAAAUCCAACGGGUGCUUUGGUACCAUGUGAAUAUCGCAUACAGUCACCGGCCUCCGGUUCUCCAUUGCCCUUGUGCGCUGCUGCCAAUGCAAAUAGUGGCACCAAUGCCGCCGACAGCACUGCCGUUGCAGUCCUGCAGAACAAUACAAAUGCUGUGAAUUCGUUAACGGGCGGCAAUGCCAAUUCUGCUGGCGGCCCCAAUACGGUGUUGCGUGUCAUUGUCGAAUCUCAAUUGUACCCCGUUUCGUUGGAUAUUUUACAUCAGAUAUUCCAACGUUUUGGCAAGGUUUUGAAAAUUGUCACCUUUACGAAGAACAAUACAUUCCAGGCCCUCAUACAAUAUCCGGAUGCACAUUCGGCCCAGCAUGCCAAAACCAUCUUGGAUGGGCAAAAUAUCUACAAUGGCUGUUGUACGCUGCGCAUUGACAACAGUAAAAUGACAACGCUCAAUGUGAAAUAUAACAAUGAUAAGUCACGCGAUUUUACAAAUCCCUCAUUGCCACCUGGCGAACCGGGCGCCGAUAUUAUGCCCACCGCUGGCGGUUUAGUGAAUGCAAAUGAUUUGCUAUUGAUAGCGGCCCGUCAACGGCCCUCUCUAACAGGUGAUAAAAUAGUAAAUGGUCUCGGUGCACCCGGUGUGUUGCCACCAUUUGCUUUGGGCAUCGGUACACCAUUGGCCGGUGGCUAUAGCAGCGGUAUACCAAAUCUAGGCGCAUUUGCUCUUGCCAAUAGUGGCGCCCUACAAACAGCUGCUCCUGCAUUGCGCGGUUUCUCCAAUGUCUUACUUGUUUCAAAUCUAAAUGAGGAGAUGGUCACGCCUGAUGCUCUAUUUACCCUCUUUGGUGUUUAUGGCGAUGUGCAACGUGUAAAGAUACUAUAUAAUAAAAAGGAUUCAGCUCUCAUACAAAUGGCCGAACCACAACAAGCUUAUUUGGCUAUGAAUCACCUUGACAAAUUACGCUUGUGGGGUAAGGCAAUACGUGUUAUGGCCAGCAAACAUCAAGCCGUACAACUGCCGAAGGAGGGACAACCCGAUGCUGGCCUAACACGUGACUAUUCUCAGAAUCCAUUGCAUCGAUUCAAGAAACCAGGCAGCAAAAAUUAUCAAAACAUCUAUCCGCCAUCGGCAACAUUGCAUUUAAGUAACAUUCCAUCAUCCUGCACUGAGGAAGAUAUAAAAGAAGCCUUCACCUCCAACAAAUUUGAAGUUAAGGCAUUUAAAUUUUUCCCUAAGGAUCGCAAAAUGGCCUUGUUACAGCUCUCCACUGUCGAAGAAGCCGUCUUGGCUUUAAUCAAAAUGCACAAUCAUCAGUUAUCUGAAUCGAAUCAUUUACGUGUCAGUUUCUCUAAAUCAAAUAUCUGAA